Panicum hallii is the source of this 321-nucleotide messenger RNA. RefSeq lists its product as uncharacterized. The coding region runs from base 1 to 321 and encodes 106 amino acids. NCBI's taxonomy places the organism in Eukaryota, Viridiplantae, Streptophyta, Magnoliopsida, Poales, Poaceae. The transcript has a single exon. The record is from RefSeq and is a predicted model, not a curated record.
AUGGACGCAUACGUCCAGGAAGUGCGGAAGCUGGAGAACAAGUUCUCAGGGCUGGAGAUUCAUCAUGUAAUCCAUGACCACAACAUUAGGGUAGGUGUACUAUCCAAGCUGGGAUCAACUCGUGCUCAAGUUCCAGCAGGUGUAUUCAUUCAAGAGCUAAAGCACCCUUCAAUCAAGUCUCCAGCACAAGUAACCACUGAUCCAGAGCUGCAAGGGCUAGAUCAGGAGGUCAUGAUGCUUGGAGAAGACUGGAGGAAACCUAUAUCGACUUCACCAAAGACCAAAGACUACCCGCAGGCGUUGACAAGAAGAGUGCAGUAG